Trichobilharzia regenti is the source of this 707-nucleotide messenger RNA. NCBI's taxonomy places the organism in Eukaryota, Metazoa, Platyhelminthes, Trematoda, Strigeidida, Schistosomatidae. The record is from the annotation of a GenBank genome assembly.
AAAACCUAAGUCAUGACCUAGCUACGUGAUCAAAUUAAAUCUACUGGCGGGUCCAAAUAUGUCCAUAGACCUUCCUGAGGCUAAGGCUGAUACUUUACAAGAAGUUUUCUCGGACAAGUUCCAAUAUAUUAACUUGGAUCAUUAUAACAUUUAUCACUUUGAAGAGCUUCCAAUUGAUGGUCGACGUUAUCAGUUCCGGUUGUCUUCUAAGGGCGACUUAAUGACUGUAGUAACUCAUAUAGCCGGAAGAGCAGUUCUGUUGGUGUCUGUCUGGACAAAUAUGGAUUAUGAGAAACGUUUACGUGAAAUUCAUCAGCAUAUUUUAGAAAUGGAGCGUAGCAGUUCUAUUCCUACGGAUUUUCGAGGUAUGCUGAGUCGAGGAAAUGAACAAAUGGUGUCGUAACUCUUUCUUCUUCUUCUUCUUACAUUCACCACACUUUUCAACUGCAUAAAAAAAGAAGAAAAGUUUAAAAAAAAACAAUAGUAACAUACAAUUUCAGUGGCAUGCUGCAUUUCACUAACUUUAUUUCAUAAGUCUGUUUUCACUUCUGCGAGUGUUGGUGGGUGGUGUCAUUUUGUAUAUUUCUCUUCCUUCCUUUUCCUCUUCUUCGUCUUUAUUAAACAAUAAAUAUUUGAAGUAAACGCUUAAUUUUGAUUGUUUCACACUUUCUGUUGUAUUGCUGUGAUCUACAUAUAAUUGCAUGAUA